Bolinopsis microptera is the source of this 2471-nucleotide messenger RNA. RefSeq lists its product as uncharacterized. The record is from RefSeq and is a predicted model, not a curated record. The transcript has 16 exons. Gene Ontology annotation, biological process: endoplasmic reticulum to Golgi vesicle-mediated transport; intracellular protein transport; COPII-coated vesicle cargo loading. NCBI's taxonomy places the organism in Eukaryota, Metazoa, Ctenophora, Tentaculata, Lobata, Bolinopsidae. Gene Ontology annotation, molecular function: zinc ion binding; GTPase activator activity. The coding region runs from base 8 to 2110 and encodes 700 amino acids. Gene Ontology annotation, cellular component: COPII vesicle coat; endoplasmic reticulum exit site.
UGAUAGGAUGAUAAAAGAUGAAAAGAAUGUGAAGGGACCAAUAUUUUCAUCAUCAAAGCUUCUCCCAGCUUCGGCUACUGUAGCAGAGGCAUGUAAUAUACCGUUUGGAUUCCUGUACGACCCCACCCAACAAAAGCCGGUCACUCCAUCCUCGACAACUGUGAGAUGCUCUAAUUGCAAAGCUUAUAUUAACAAGUUCUGCAAUGUUACCGAGACAUCUUGGAGAUGCAUAUUCUGUAAAAAGGACUGCGAAAUCGUUGACGAACAACAGAUUCCUGAAGAACAGCUCACAAACGAGUCCUAUUCCAUGGUCAUUCCAGGAGAUCAGCCGCUGAGAAAGCACGUACUAUUUAUUGUUGAUGACUACCUGAGCACUGCAGAAAAACUCACCAUUUUCAAAAGUAUUAUCAAGUAUCUAGAAACAGCACCAGACAGAACCCUCGUGUCCCUAAUUCUUCUCAGCAGUGUAGUUAAUGUUUACAUGUUGGGCAGGGCUCAGGGGCCUGUCCAGUCGGAAGUCUUCUCCGGUGCAAUGACCCAGGACCUCUACAAAUACUUAACAUUCCAUGCACGUGACAUGAUCUGUGAUCUGACCACUUCACGCUCAUCCCUUCUGGAGACGGUUGAAGACAUCUGCUACGGGCUGGAGUGUAAAAGCAAUGCUAUCGCUAACAACUCCCUCAACAAGAGACGCACUACUAACAGGAUGGACAAGGGCGCUCCAAAGUGUUUAGGGUUCAUGUUUGAACUCUUACUGUCCAUCUUAAAUCAGGACACGAAAUUGGAAGCAGUAAAGCACAUGAUAAUUUUCAACGGAGGGGAACUCCCACAACCAAACCUGCCAGACUCAGCUCGGACUGAACAAAACAAACAAUAUUUUGCCAGCCUGGGUGUAUCUCUAUCUAAAACUAAAGCUGCUGCACAUUUGUACUGUUUGGGAAAUGCAGUGUAUGGUAUUGAAAGAAUGGCUCCUCUGGUGGAGAAUUGUGGAGGAUCAAUCAUGUGGCAAAAUGAUAUUUCCGGGGAUAUGAGCAGAGAAAUAGCAAAGUGUAUAGAGAAAACUAUUGGUUACGACUGUGUCAUCAGACUGCAAACAACCUCAAAUGUUACGUUAUCACAGAUUGCAGGUGCAACCCAAGAAAGCAGUCUGUUCACUAAAAGAUACCCUGUCCUCACUCAAGACAAGAAGUUUUGGGCUUCGUUCUUAAUUUCCAGCAGAAUAAACACACAGCCCAUUUUCCUACAGUGUACUAACUCUUACACCGACACUGUCAUGUGCGCCAAGGUAACACAUGUGAGUACAGUGAGAUACGACUGUGUCGUAGAUCACGAGGAGAUCAUGUGCGCCAUGUGUCCGGACACCGUGUUCGCGCUCUGCGCGCGACACCACCUACAAGCGCUGGAUCAGCGUAAGGAGAACUCGGACGCACUUGUGGAGCAGGCUCAUCAGCUGGUGACGAACUCAGAGACAGCAGUCCAGCAUACGGUAAAAGCGCUGAUCGAGGAGUACUUGGAGAAGUUGUACUUCCUGUUACACGGUCCUAUUAUUAGUCGCAUGCUCCAGCAGAGGGAUCUUCAAUAUUAUUUGUUACACUUGCUGUCACGCGCUAGUGUUACAGCAGUGUCACAUCUCGUCAAAGCCAAGCUAUAUCAACUAUCAUACUGUACCGAGGCUGGAUCGACAGAGUUAAGAAUAUCGGAAUACCCUCCUGUAACAUUGGCUCUUAGAUCAGAUAAAGCAGUUGUCCUGGAUACGAUGACUGAUAUCUAUAUCUGGAUAGGAUCAAAAGUACAGAAUAAGAAAGAAGAGCUGUUGGAACAAGCUAAAUUGUUUGUGGAGCAGCUCACUGCUGACAGAUUCCCUGUACCUUCUCGUGCAGUUCUAUUGGACGACACAGCCUCAAACAGAUUUGUUGAUUGUUAUUUGAUGCCUUUACAUAAGGACAGCCUGGAUAUGCAACUCUCUAUUCUCCCCGAAUUAAAAGAAAUAAGUGCUGAAGAUCUGCGUCAACUAAGCUAUAAGUUCCAGCAUGUAACGUUAAAAUCGUUUAACCAAUGGCUCGAGGAAGUAAGACUCCUCGUAACACCUUCUUUAACAUAUAAGACCUGAACUGACAUGGAGAAAAAUAUUUUAACAUUUCAUGUAAUCAACGUUUUAUGUAUUUUUGAAAGCUGUGUUAUAAUAUUUAAAUAUUUAAUUUAUUUUAUGAAUUUAUAAAUACUGAAACAUUAUAAACUUUAUUUACUGAAUUAAAUUUUGAUUAUUAACGAGUGAACAUUGACGAUUAUUGAUUACAAGUCUAUGUUAACAUUUAGACAUAUCCCUUACAAAUACGUUAUAUGUUGCAGCCUACGUUUGCUACAUUUUUAUUUUUACUGCGAAAACCAGUUUACUCUCCGCUGAAUAUGUAACAUAAUGAGUAAUGUUGUGUGUUAAUCUAAACUGAUACUUAAACUGAUAUUUACGUAUA